AUGCUUACACAUCGGCAUCUCUCCUCCCUCAGCAGCAACCCCGUCCCACCCUCUCCUCCUCCACCCUUCUCCGUCCCAAUUCUCGUCUUUGCCCCGGAAAUUACGUCACCACUGCCAUCAAACUCCUUUCCCAAUACCACCAAUUCUUUUGAAUCAGAUUUGUUUGACUCUGCAACUCUUCUCCGAGCUCUGACCAUAUCGGUUCUUUUGGUGGUGAUUGGUGGCCUGGUCGGCCUGAUUAUUUUCCGGCUAGCUGUGGUUUGGAUUGUGUGGACGAGAACGCGCCAUGUGUCUCCCUGGCGCCUCCUCGUCACGCUGCCAUUCCUGCACCCGUUUGGUCUGGAUUCUGAUCGUUCAGCCUCUGCCGGACGGGCUACUUCCACUCAAUCUCCGGAAGCAGCAUCAGAGACAAAUGCAACAGUUGAUGUGGAGACCGCUUCUACAGAUGAGUUGCAGGGGCAAGAAACGGCAGCCAGGUCAGCGAAGCUGGUGAAAAAGGGAGCGAGCACACAACAGCUAGCGCAGCUUGUUUCGAACCCCAUUGCAGCAGAGCAAGAAGAGAAACAAGAGUGUAUUGUCUGCCUUUCUGAAAUGGUUGUUGGGGAAUCUGCAGUCACUCUCCCAUGCUGUAACAAGUCAUUUCACCAGCAAUGCAUCACAGCAUGGCUAGCAACAGCUGGGGCAUGUCCCCUUUGCAGGAGCUCUCCAUUUCAAUGA
Molecule: messenger RNA, 717 nt
Organism: Closterium sp. Yama58-4
Lineage: Eukaryota; Viridiplantae; Streptophyta; Zygnematophyceae; Desmidiales; Closteriaceae
Source: the annotation of a GenBank genome assembly